GACUUCAUCAGAGUAAAAAAAGGCCUACAAUUAUUUUUUGGAUUACAAUUCAACUGAAUUGCCUUAGUCUGCUUAUAAGAUGGGGGAUGCUGUGAUGGCGGAGUUUGGAGCAGCUGCUCCUUUUUUGCGGAAGUCGGAUAAGGAGCGUCUGGAGGCCCAGACUCGCCCCUUCGACAUGAAGAAAGAAUGCUUUGUGCCCGACCCUGAAGUUGAGUACGUCAAAGCCUCCAUCACCAGUAGAGACGGUGACAAAGUCACAGUUAACACUGAGUUCGGGAAGACAGUGACUGUGAAGGAAGGUGAUAUUCAUCCUCAGAACCCGCCAAAGUUCGAUAAAAUUGAGGACAUGGCGAUGUUCACCUUCCUGCACGAGCCCGCUGUGCUGUUUAACCUCAAAGAGCGUUACGCAGCCUGGAUGAUCUACACCUACUCUGGGCUCUUCUGUGUCACUGUAAACCCCUACAAGUGGCUGCCAGUGUACAACCAGGAAGUUGUCAUUGCUUACAGAGGAAAGAAGAGGAGUGAAGCUCCUCCUCACAUCUUCUCCAUCUCUGACAAUGCCUACCAGUACAUGCUGUCAGACAGGGAGAAUCAGUCUGUCCUGAUCACUGGAGAAUCCGGUGCUGGAAAGACUGUGAACACUAAAAGAGUGAUCCAGUACUUUGCGAGCAUUGCAGCUGCAACAACAGGCAAGAAGGAUCCAUCAGCAGAGAAAAAGGGUACUCUGGAGGAUCAAAUCAUUCAGUGUAACCCCGCUCUGGAAGCUUUUGGCAAUGCCAAGACCAUCAGGAAUGAUAAUUCAUCUAGAUUUGGUAAAUUCAUCCGUAUCCAUUUUGGAGUAAGUGGAAAGUUAGCUUCUGCUGAUAUUGAGACUUAUCUACUGGAGAAGUCUCGUGUCACUUAUCAGCUCAAGGCUGAGAGAGACUACCACAUUUUCUACCAGAUCCUGUCUCAGAGAAAACCAGAACUUCUGGAGAUGCUGCUCAUCACCAACAACCCGUAUGACUACACCUUCAUCUCCCAAGGAGAGAUACAAGUGACCUCAAUUAAUGAUGGUGACGAGCUGGUGGCAACUGAUGAUGCCUUUGAUGUGUUGGGCUUCACCCAAGAGGAGAAGAACAGCAUCUACAAGCUGACUGGUGCCAUCAUGCACUAUGGCAACAUGAAGUUUAAGCAGAAGCAAAGAGAGGAACAGGCCGAGGCUGAUGGAACUGAGGAUGCUGAUAAGGUUGCAUAUCUGAUGGGCCUGAACUCUGCUGACCUCAUCAAGGGUUUGUGCCACCCAAGAGUCAAAGUCGGAAAUGAGUGGGUCACCAAGGGACAGAAUGUCCAGCAGGUGUACUACUCCAUCGGUGCUCUGGCAAAGUCAGUGUAUGAGAAAAUGUUCCUUUGGAUGGUUGUAAGAAUCAAUCAAUCCCUGGAAACCAAGCAGCCACGGCAGUAUUUCAUUGGUGUACUGGACAUUGCUGGAUUUGAGAUCUUUGAUUUCAACACCUUUGAGCAGCUGUGCAUCAACUUCACUAAUGAGAAGUUGCAGCAGUUCUUCAACCACCACAUGUUUGUGCUGGAACAAGAGGAAUACAAGAAGGAGGGUAUUGAGUGGGAGUUCAUCGACUUUGGCAUGGACUUGGCGGCUUGCAUUGAGCUUAUUGAGAAGCCCAUGGGUAUCAUGUCCAUCCUUGAAGAGGAGUGCAUGUUCCCCAAAGCCAGUGAUGCCACAUUUAAAGCUAAGCUUUAUGACAACCACUUGGGGAAAUCCAACAACUUCCAGAAGCCCAGGAUUGUCAAGGGUAAACCAGAGGCUCAUUUCUCUCUGGUUCAUUAUGCUGGCACUGUUGACUACAACAUUUCAAACUGGCUGGUGAAGAACAAGGAUCCUCUCAAUGAGACAGUUGUGGGAUUAUUCCAGAAGUCAACUCUAAAGCUGUUAUCUAUACUGUUUGCAAAUUACAGUGGUGCUGACUGUAAGUACACAUUGAAGUGUGACAUGAAAAUAUAUUAAACCCAAACUUUUCCAAUAAUAACAAAGUGAAUGUAUUUCACAGCUGCGGAUUCUGGUGGUGGUAAGGGUGGCAAAGGAGGUAGCAAAAAGAAGGGUUCUUCUUUCCAAACAGUGUCAGCCCUCCAUAGGGAGAAUCUGAACAAGCUGAUGACCAAUUUGAGGUCAACUCACCCUCACUUUGUGCGCUGCAUCAUCCCCAAUGAGACCAAGACUCCUGGGGCGAUGGAGAAUCCUCUGGUCAUGCACCAGCUGCGCUGUAACGGUGUGCUGGAGGGCAUCAGAAUCUGCAGAAAGGGCUUCCCCAACAGGAUUCUGUAUGGAGACUUCAAGCAACGUUACCGCAUCCUAAAUCCUGCUGCUAUCCCUGAGGGACAGUUCAUUGACAACAAGAAGGGUGCAGAAAAACUUCUUGGUUCUCUGGACAUUGAUCACAACCAGUACAAGUUAGGACAUACUAAGGUGUUUUUCAAGGCUGGUCUCCUGGGUACACUUGAGGAGAUGAGAGAUGACCGUCUUGCACUUAUUAUAACUGGAAUUCAGGCAAGGGCUCGUGGAUUUCUAUCAAGACUUGAGUUCCAAAAGAUUGUUGAACGCAGAGAUUCAUUGCUUGUGAUCCAGUGGAAUGUACGUGCCUUCAUGGGUGUCAAGAAUUGGCCCUGGAUGAAGCUAUACUUCAAGAUUAAACCACUGCUGAAAAGUGCUGAGACUGAGAAGGAGAUGGCCAACAUGAAGGAGGAAUUUACCAAGCUGAAGGAGGCGUUUGCCAAAUCGGAAGCCCGCAAAAAAGAGCUUGAAGAGAAGAUGGUUUCUCUUCUCCAAGAGAAGAAUGACCUGCAGCUUGCAAUGCAGUCUGAACAAGAUAAUCUUUGCGAUGCUGAGGAGAGAUGUGAGGGUCUGAUCAAGAACAAGAUCCAGCUUGAGGCCAAAAUCAAAGAGCUGACUGAAAGACUGGAGGAUGAAGAGGAAAUGAAUGCCGAGCUGACGGCAAAGAAGAGAAAGCUGGAGGAUGAAUGUUCUGAGCUCAAGAAGGACAUCGAUGAUCUUGAGCUCACUCUGGCCAAAGUGGAGAAAGAGAAACAUGCCACUGAGAACAAGGUUAAAAACCUGACAGAGGAAAUGGCAGCUUUGGAUGAAAUUAUUGCCAAGCUGACCAAGGAGAAGAAAGCUCUGCAGGAGGCUCAUCAGCAAACGCUGGAUGACCUCCAGAGUGAGGAAGACAAAGUCAACACACUUACCAAAGCCAAAGCCAAGCUGGAGCAACAAGUUGAUGAUCUUGAAGGUUCUCUGGAACAAGAAAAGAAAAUACGAAUGGAUCUAGAGAGGGCUAAAAGAAAGCUUGAGGGUGACUUCAAGUUGACACAAGAAAAUGUGAUGGAUCUGGAAAAUGAUAAGCAGCAGAUGGAGGAGAGGCUAAAGAAAAAAGACUUUGAAAUAGGCCAGCUCAACAGCAAGAUUGAAGAUGGGCAAGUUCUGGAGGCUCAACUCCAGAAAAAACUAAAAGAGUUGCAGGCCCGUAUUGAAGAGCUUGAGGAAGAGCUGGAGGCUGAGAGAGCUGCUCGUGCCAAAGUUGAAAAGCAGAGGGCAGAUUUGGCCAGAGAACUGGAGGAGAUCAGUGAGAGGUUGGAGGAGGCUGGUGGUGCCACUGCUGCCCAGAUUGAGAUGAACAAGAAACGUGAAGCCGAGUUCCAGAAACUGCGCAGAGACCUUGAAGAGGCCACUCUGCAGCAUGAGGCCACUGCUGCUGCACUGAGGAAGAAACAUGCAGACAGUGUGGCUGAUCUGGGAGAGCAGAUUGACAACCUUCAGAGAGUGAAGCAGAAGCUUGAGAAAGAGAAGAGUGAACUCAGACUGGAACUGGAUGAUGUGGUCUCAAAUAUGGAACAGAUUGUCAAGACAAAGACAAAUCUAGAGAAAAUGUGCAGAACUCUGGAAGACCAGAUGAGUGAGUACAGAAUCAAAGCUGAGGAAGGCCAGCGCACAAUUAAUGAUUUCACCAUGCAAAAAGCCAAGCUGCAAACCGAGAAUGGUGAACUUUCGAGACAGCUAGAAGAGAAAGACUCUUUGGUGUCUCAGCUGACCAGAAGCAAGCAGUCCUACACUCAGCAGAUUGAAGACCUCAAGAGACAAAUGGAGGAGGAAGUGAAGGCUAAGAAUGCCCUGGCCCAUGCAGUGCAGUCUGCUCGACAUGAUGCUGAUCUGCUGAGGGAGCAGUUUGAGGAGGAGCAGGAAGCCAAAGCUGAGCUGCAGCGUAGUCUCUCCAAAGCAAACUCUGAGGUGGCUCAGUGGAGGACCAAGUAUGAAACAGAUGCCAUCCAGAGGACUGAAGAACUAGAGGAAGCAAAGAAGAAGCUGGCUCAGCGCCUCCAAGAUGCAGAAGAAGCUGUGGAAGCGGUCAAUGCUAAAUGCUCCUCUCUGGAGAAGACCAAGCACAGACUGCAGAAUGAGAUUGAAGAUCUCAUGGUUGAUGUGGAGAGAUCCAAUGCUGCUGCUGCUGCUCUGGACAAGAAGCAAAGAAACUUUGACAAGGUCUUGGCUGAGUGGAAGCAGAAGUAUGAGGAGUCCCAAACUGAACUGGAAAGUUCCCAAAAAGAAGCCAGAUCUCUCAGCACUGAACUUUUCAAAUUGAAGAACUCUUAUGAGGAGUCACUAGACCACCUGGAGAGCAUGAAGAGAGAGAACAAGAAUCUCCAAGAAGAAAUCUCUGACCUCACUGAGCAACUUGGUGAGAGUGGGAAGAGUAUUCAUGAGCUGGAGAAAGUUAGGAAACAACUGGAGCAGGAGAAACAAGAGAUACAAGCUGCCCUGGAGGAGGCAGAGGGUUCCCUUGAACACGAGGAAGGCAAGAUCCUUAGAGCUCAGUUGGAAUUCAAUCAGAUCAAAGCUGACAUUGAACGCAAGCUUGCUGAGAAAGAUGAGGAGAUGGAGCAGGCCAAGAGGAACCAGCAGAGAAUAGUGGAUACCCUUCAGAGCUCACUUGAGUCAGAGACUCGCAGCAGGAAUGAAGCCCUCAGACUGAAGAAGAAGAUGGAGGGAGACCUCAAUGAGAUGGAGAUUCAGCUCAGCCAGGCUAACAGGCAGGCAGCAGAAGCCCAGAAACAACUCAAGGGUCUUCAUGGACAUCUCAAAGAUGCCCAACUGCAGCUGGACGAUGCUCUUCGUGGUAAUGAUGAUCUCAAAGAGAACAUCGCCAUUGUGGAGAGACGCAACAAUCUGUUGCAGGCUGAACUGGAUGAGUUGAGAUCCCUGGUGGAACAGACUGAGAGAGGAAGGAAACUGGCUGAGCAGGAACUGCUGGACGUCAGUGAGAGGGUUCAGCUGCUGCACUCUCAGAACACCAGCCUGCUGAAUCAGAAGAAGAAGCUGGAGGGAGAUAAUUCUCAGCUCCAGACUGAGGUUGAGGAGGCUGUGCAGGAGUGCAGGAAUGCUGAGGAAAAAGCCAAGAAGGCCAUCACUGAUGCUGCCAUGAUGGCAGAGGAGCUGAAGAAGGAGCAGGACACCAGUGCUCAUCUGGAGCGCAUGAAGAAGAACAUGGAGCAGACCAUCAAGGACCUGCAGCACCGUCUGGAUGAAGCUGAGCAGAUCGCCAUGAAGGGAGGCAAGAAGCAGGUCCAGAAACUGGAAGCCAGAGUGAGAGAGCUGGAAAGUGAGGUGGAAAUAGAGCAGAGAAAAGCCAGUGAUUCUGUCAAGGGGAUUCGUAAAUAUGAGAGACGCAUCAAAGAACUUACCUACCAGACUGAGGAGGACAGAAAGAAUCUGGCCCGUCUGCAGGAUCUGGUGGACAAACUUCAGCUGAAGGUCAAGUCCUACAAGAGAGCUGCAGAGGAGGCUGAGGAACAGGCCAAUUCUAACCUGGGCAAGUUCCGUAAACUGCAGCAUGAGCUGGAUGAAGCAGAGGAGAGAGCUGAUAUUGCUGAAUCUCAGGUCAACAAGCUGAGAGCCAAGAGCCGUGAUACUGGAUCCAAGAAGGGGACUGACGAGGAGACAAAGGUGGGGCAUCCGUGGCUGACAACCAUUUUGGGAUCAGUGACUCCCUUUAAAAAGCUGGCAUUCACUCUGGAGUGGACAAGACACAGGACAAACCUAAGCAUAACACCAGUUAAGGGGUACAGAGAUUUUAAAAUGGGUGACGCGCUAAUGGCGGAGUUUGGGACAGCCGCUUCCUUCUUGCGGAAGUCGGAUAAGGAGCGUCUGGAGGCCCAGACUCGUCCCUUCGACAUGAAGAAAGAAUGCUUUGUGCCCGACCCUGAAGUUGAGUACGUCAAAGCCUCCAUCACCAGUAGAGACGGUGACAAAGUCACUGUUGACACUGAGUUCGGGAAGACUCUGACCGUCAAGGAAGUUGAUGUCCACCCUCAGAACCCGCCAAAGUUCGAUAAAAUUGAGGACAUGGCGAUGUUCACCUUUCUGCAUGAGCCCGCUGUGCUGUUUAACCUCAAAGAGCGUUAUGCAGCCUGGAUGAUCUACACCUAUUCAGGGCUGUUCUGUGUCACUGUCAAUCCAUACAAGUGGCUGCCAGUGUACGAUUCCUCUGUUGUCAAAGCUUACAGAGGCAAGAAGAGGACUGAAGCUCCUCCUCACAUCUUCUCCAUCUCUGACAAUGCCUACCAGUACAUGCUGUCAGACAGGGAGAACCAGUCUGUCCUGAUCACUGGAGAAUCUGGUGCUGGAAAGACUGUGAACACCAAGAGAGUCAUUCAGUACUUUGCCAGCAUUGCUGCUGUAUCUGGAAAAAAAGAUGCAGCUUCUGAGAAGAAGGGUACCUUGGAAGAUCAAAUCAUCCAAGCUAACCCUGCCCUGGAGGCCUUUGGCAAUGCCAAGACCAUCAGAAAUGACAACUCCUCACGAUUCGGUAAAUUCAUCCGAAUUCACUUUGGUGUGAGUGGAAAACUGGCUUCUGCUGAUAUUGAAACCUAUCUACUGGAGAAGUCCCGAGUAACCUUUCAGCUCAAGGCUGAGAGAGACUACCACAUCUUCUACCAGAUCCUGUCUCAGAAGAAACCAGAACUGUUGGAGAUGUUGCUCAUCACAAACAACCCCUAUGAUUACUGCUACAUCUCGCAAGGAGAGACACAAGUGGCAUCUAUUGAUGAUGCUGAAGAGCUGAUGGCCACUGAUGAAGCCUUUGAUGUCUUGGGCUUUACUACAGAUGAAAAGUCAGGCAUCUACAAGAUGACUGGUGCCAUUAUGCACUAUGGUAACAUGAAGUUUAAGCAAAAGCAGAGAGAGGAACAGGCAGAGGCUGAUGGAACUGAAGAGGCUGACAAAGUUGCGUAUCUGAUGGGCCUGAACUCUGCUGACCUCAUAAAGGGUUUGUGUCACCCAAGAGUCAAAGUCGGAAAUGAAUGGGUCACCAAGGGACAAAGUGUCCAGCAGGUGUACUACUCCAUCGGUGCUCUGGCAAAGUCAGUGUACGAGAAGAUGUUCCUUUGGAUGGUUGUGAGAAUCAACCAAUCCCUGGACACCAAGCAGCCUCGCCAGUACUUCAUCGGUGUGCUGGACAUUGCUGGAUUUGAGAUCUUUGAUUUCAACACCUUUGAGCAGCUGUGCAUCAACUUCACUAAUGAGAAGUUGCAGCAGUUCUUCAACCACCACAUGUUUGUGCUGGAACAAGAGGAAUACAAGAAGGAGGGUAUUGAGUGGGAGUUCAUUGACUUUGGCAUGGACUUGGCAGCUUGCAUUGAGCUUAUUGAGAAGCCCAUGGGUAUCAUGUCCAUCCUUGAAGAGGAGUGCAUGUUCCCCAAAGCCAGUGAUGCCACAUUUAAAGCUAAGCUUUAUGACAACCACUUGGGUAAGAACCCUACUUUCCAGAAGCCCAGGAUUGUCAAGGGUAAACCAGAGGCCCAUUUCUCUCUGGUUCACUAUGCUGGCAUAGUUGACUACAACAUUUCAAACUGGCUGGUGAAGAACAAGGAUCCCCUAAAUGAGACUGUGGUUGGACUCUUUCAAAAGUCUACUGUGAAGUUUUUGUCCUUCCUCUUUGCUAACUAUGCAGGGGCUGAAUCAGCCCAAGAUUCAGGCAAAGGAGGUAAAGGAGGUGGCAAAAAGAAGGGAUCCUCUUUCCAGACCGUGUCAGCUCUCCACAGGGAGAACUUGAACAAACUGAUGACCAACUUGAGGUCAACUCACCCCCACUUUGUGCGUUGCCUGAUCCCUAAUGAGACAAAGACUCCUGGGGCGAUGGAGAAUCCUCUGGUCAUGCACCAACUGCGUUGUAACGGUGUGCUGGAGGGUAUUAGAAUUUGCAGAAAAGGAUUCCCAAACAGGAUUCUUUAUGGAGAUUUCAAACAAAGAUACCGUAUUCUGAACCCAUCUGCUAUCCCUGAGGGACAGUUCAUUGACAAUAAAAAAGCUGCUGAAAAAAUGCUUGGCUCACUGGACCUUGAUCACAGCCAGUACAAGUUAGGACAUACUAAGGUGUUCUUUAAGGCUGGUCUUCUGGGUACCCUUGAAGAGAUGCGAGACGAUCGUCUUGCUCUCAUCAUUACUGGUAUUCAAGCAAGAGCACGUGGUAUUCUCUCAAGAAUUGAGUUCCAAAAGAUUGUUGAGCGCAGAGAUUCAUUGCUGGUGAUCCAGUGGAAUGUACGUGCCUUCAUGGGGGUCAAGAAUUGGCCCUGGAUGAAGCUCUACUUUAAAAUCAAGCCUCUGCUAAAAACUGCUGAGAAUGAGAAAGAAAUGGCCAACAUGAAGGAGGAAUUUACCAAGUUGAAGGAGGCUUUUGCCAAAUCUGAAGCCCGCAGAAAGGAGCUUGAAGAAAAGAUGGUUUCUAUGCUCCAAGAGAAGAAUGACCUACAACUUGCAAUGCAGUCUGAGCAAGAUAAUCUUUGCGAUGCUGAGGAGAGAUGUGAGGGUCUGAUCAAGAGCAAGAUCCAGCUUGAGGCCAAAGCCAAAGAGCUGACUGAGCGACUGGAGGAUGAAGAGGAAAUGAAUGCCGAGUUGGUUGCAAAGAAACGAAAGCUGGAGGAUGAAUGUUCUGAGCUCAAGAAGGACAUUGAUGAUCUUGAGCUCACUCUGGCCAAAGUGGAGAAAGAAAAACAUGCCACAGAGAACAAGGUUAAAAACCUGACUGAAGAAAUGUCAGCUCUAGAUGAAAUCAUUGCCAAGCUGACCAAGGAGAAGAAAGCUCUGCAGGAGGCCCAUCAGCAAACGCUGGAUGACCUCCAGAGUGAGGAAGACAAAGUCAACACACUCACCAAAGCCAAAGCCAAGCUGGAGCAACAAGUGGAUGAUCUUGAGGGAUCCCUUGAGCAAGAAAAGAAGCUGCGCAUGGAUCUUGAGAGGGCUAAGAGAAAGCUGGAGGGUGAUUUAAAAUUGACCCAGGAGAGCAUUAUGGACUUGGAAAAUGACAAACAGCAGAUGGAGGAGAAGCUAAAGAAGAAGGACUUUGAAACUAGCCAGCUCAACAGCAAAAUUGAGGAUGAACAAGCCCUUGGUGCCCAACUCCAGAAGAAACUAAAGGAGCUGCAAGCACGUAUUGAGGAACUUGAGGAAGAGCUGGAGGCUGAGAGAGCUGCUCGUGCCAAAGUUGAAAAGCAGAGGGCAGAUCUGUCCAGAGAACUGGAGGAGAUCAGUGAGAGGUUGGAGGAGGCUGGUGGUGCCACUGCUGCCCAGGUUGAGAUGAACAAGAAACGAGAAGCCGAGUUCCAGAAACUGCGCAGAGACCUUGAAGAGGCCACUCUGCAGCAUGAGGCCACUGCUGCUACACUGAGGAAGAAACAUGCAGACAGUGUGGCUGAUCUGGGAGAGCAGAUUGACAACCUUCAGAGAGUAAAGCAGAAGCUUGAGAAAGAGAAGAGUGAACUAAAGUUAGAGCUUGAUGAUGUGGUGUCCAACAUGGAACAAAUCGUUAAAUCGAAGAGCAACCUGGAGAAAAUGUGCAGAACUCUGGAAGACCAGAUGAGUGAGUACAGAACAAAAGCUGAGGAAGGCCAGCGCACAAUUAAUGAUUUCACCAUGCAAAAAGCCAAGCUGCAAACCGAGAAUGGUGAACUUUCGAGACAGCUAGAAGAGAAAGACUCUUUGGUGUCUCAGCUGACCAGAAGCAAGCAGUCCUACACUCAGCAGAUUGAAGACCUCAAGAGACAACUGGAGGAGGAAGUCAAGGCUAAGAAUGCCCUGGCCCAUGCAGUUCAGUCUGCUCGUCAUGAUUCUGAUCUGCUGAGGGAGCAGUAUGAGGAGGAGCAGGAAGCCAAAGCUGAGCUGCAGCGUAGUCUCUCCAAAGCAAACUCUGAGGUGGCUCAAUGGAGAACCAAAUAUGAAACUGAUGCCAUCCAGAGGACUGAAGAGCUGGAGGAUGCUAAGAAGAAAUUGGCUCAGCGCCUCCAAGAAGCAGAAGAAGCUGUGGAAGCAAUUAAUGCUAAAUGCUCCUCUCUGGAGAAGACCAAGCACAGACUGCAGAAUGAGAUUGAAGAUCUCAUGGUUGAUGUGGAGAGAUCCAAUGCUUCUGCUGCUGCUCUGGACAAGAAGCAAAGAAACUUUGACAAGGUCUUGGCUGAGUGGAAACAGAAGUAUGAGGAGUCUCAGACUGAACUAGAAAGUGCCCAGAAAGAGUCUAGAUCUCUCAGCACUGAACUCUUCAAACUGAAGAACUCCUAUGAAGAGGUCUUGGAUCAGCUUGAGACAAUGAAGAGAGAGAACAAGAACCUCCAAGAGGAAAUUUCUGACCUCACUGAGCAACUUGGAGAGUCUGGAAAAAGUAUUCAUGAGUUGGAGAAGGUUAGGAAGCAGCUGGAGCAGGAAAAAGCAGAGAUUCAGGCAGCAUUGGAGGAGGCUGAGGGUUCCCUUGAACAUGAGGAAGGCAAGAUCUUGAGAGCUCAACUGGAGUUCAAUCAAGUAAAGGCUGAUAUUGAACGUAAGCUGACGGAGAAAGAUGAGGAGAUGGAGCAGGCCAAGAGGAACCAGCAGAGAAUAGUGGAUACCCUUCAGAGCUCACUUGAGUCAGAGACUCGCAGCAGGAAUGAAGCCCUCAGACUGAAGAAGAAGAUGGAGGGAGACCUCAAUGAGAUGGAGAUUCAGCUCAGCCAGGCAAACAGGCAGGCAUCAGAAGCCCAGAAACAACUCAAGGGUCUUCAUGGACAUCUCAAAGAUGCCCAACUGCAGCUGGAUGAUAAUCUUCGUGCUAAUGAUGAUCUCAAAGAGAACAUCGCCAUUGUGGAGAGACGCAACAAUCUGUUGCAGGCUGAACUGGAUGAGUUAAGAUCAAUGGUGGAACAGACUGAGAGAGGAAGGAAACUGGCUGAGCAGGAACUGCUGGACGUCAGUGAGAGGGUUCAGCUGCUGCAUUCUCAGAACACCAGCCUGCUGAAUCAGAAGAAGAAGCUGGAGGGAGAUAAUUCUCAGCUUCAGACUGAGGUUGAGGAGGCCGUGCAGGAGUGCAGGAAUGCUGAGGAAAAAGCGAAGAAGGCCAUCACUGAUGCUGCCAUGAUGGCAGAGGAGCUGAAGAAGGAGCAGGACACCAGUGCUCAUCUGGAGCGCAUGAAGAAGAACAUGGAGCAGACCAUCAAGGACCUGCAGCACCGUCUUGAUGAAGCUGAGCAGAUCGCCAUGAAGGGAGGCAAGAAGCAGGUCCAGAAACUGGAAGCCAGGGUGAGAGAACUGGAAAAUGAGGUGGAGAUGGAACAGAGAAAAUCGAGCGAUUCUGUCAAAGGAAUCCGUAAAUAUGAGAGACGCAUCAAGGAGCUCACCUACCAGACUGAGGAGGAUCGUAAGAAUCUGGCCCGUCUGCAGGAUCUGGUGGACAAACUUCAGCUGAAGGUCAAGUCCUACAAGAGAUCAGCUGAGGAGGCGGAAGAACAGGCCAAUGUUAAUUUGGGCAAGUUCCGUAAGAUACAGCAUGAGCUGGAUGAGGCAGAGGAGAGAGCUGAUAUUGCUGAAUCUCAGGUCAACAAGCUGAGAGCCAAGAGCCGUGAUUCAGGACCAAAGAAAGGACAUGAUGAAGAGUAAUUCUCCACUACAUAGCUUCUGGCUGCUUUGAUGCCAUGCUCAUGUACUAGUUUUGAUGUAGUAUUAAAAUAGCAAUUAUGAA
Messenger RNA from Myxocyprinus asiaticus (Chinese sucker), 12023 nucleotides. RefSeq lists its product as uncharacterized. Gene Ontology annotation, cellular component: myosin complex. Gene Ontology annotation, molecular function: cytoskeletal motor activity; actin filament binding; ATP binding. The transcript is spliced from 76 exons. The record is from RefSeq and is a predicted model, not a curated record. Lineage: Eukaryota; Metazoa; Chordata; Actinopteri; Cypriniformes; Catostomidae.